AUUAUUUUGGCAACAACAACUACAAUCGUAACAAUAAUAGUAAUUAUUAUUAUUCAAAUAACUGUAAAGUGAACGAAACGCUCCUCCACUUCUCCAAAAAAAAAAAUCUGCAAUCACCGAUCGUUAUCUCGCAUUAGCGCGUAUUAAUUAUUACUCGUCGUUUUGAAUUAGCAUUUCGCUGCUUAUUCACGCAAUCCCAUGUAUGAUGUGUAUCCAUUCCAUUCGUGAACACUACGUGAGAUGAACAAUACGUGUACACACAUUUUAUUCGACUGAAGCAUUGUAAUGCUUACAUUCGUCUGUGAAUGUCACUACUGGACGUUGAAAAACGAUCUGAACAUCAGCUAUACAGAUUUUAGUCAUUUCAAGUAUAAUGAGAAAAAAGAAACGGAAACGUCUACAGACAAGAUCAUCAAGAAAAACUAUGUCGAAGCAAGUGGAUGUAAUUGGUCCGUGUCUAAUAAGAGACCGUUGAAAUUGAGAGAUUCUUUAAAAUAUUUUGAAACUGAACUAAACGAUCAUCAUGUAAUUGCUGUUGAAUGGAUAAAAAAAGACAAAAUUGCGUUUAUAGUUAGUAAUGGAUCAACCAUAUUUGUCACAUUUGAUCCUGUUACUUGUGAUAUAGUAGAAAUUGUUACAGAUAAAUUUUUGCAAUCAAAAUUUCAAUGUGAACAAUUAAUUAAUGUAUCGUAUGCAAAACAAGUACUGUUAUGCUCUUUUUUGGAUCACAAAUUAGGCAUUAUACAUUUUGGACGUUCAUUUGAUCGCACACUGAACAAAUGGUCCUUUUUAGAUCCAAAAAUUGGAUUAUUGGAUUUCAGCAAUUCUAUUACUAAUAGAAAAAAUGAACGAAAAAUAACAUUCAAUGUAUCCGCAACAAUGGUGGCUACGUGGUCCAAGUCAUCAUUGAAUGAAGUUUAUCCGUGGAAUCCGUUGGUGAAAGAUGAACACAGAGCUAAUGUCCAUGUAUAUAAAAUCAUUGGGCCUCGGCUAGAACUUUGUUGCUAUUAUCAUACAAAACAAGAUCCUAUCAUUGUAUCAUUUAGUAAAACAAUAUCAAAUAUUAUAUUCAUUUUGGAACAAAAGAAUUGCAACGAUUCUCGUAUCGAUUUUAGUACAUUUGAAGUGACCAAUACAAAAUUACAUCUAGUCAAGGUAGUGACAAUAAGUCCAUUUGAUUGGUGUUCUGCUACCAUAGUAAAUGCGUGGUUAAACAAAGAUGACACGCGUAUAUGUUUCUCAUACAACAAUUCUGUACUGUUUAUCCACGAUUUCAAAUUAUCUAUCACAUGUUCAGUAAAAACUGCUUUUCCUGUGGAGUAUUUGGAUUGGCAUCCAGAUGGUAAUAUGAUCGCUGUGUCAGAUAGCAAUGGUAGAAUACAAUGUUAUGAUUCAUGUUUGUCAUGCAUUCGUCUACAACCAUUGACUGAAGAAGCAAGUUCAUUAGUUUGGUUAGAUGUUCAAUCCAAAGUUGGGAACAAAAAACUCUUCUUCAUGAAAUGGAUGCCAUAUGAAAUGACAAAACACCCUGUGAACCAAUCUGAUGCCGUUCUUCAUCUCGUGUUUGAAAAGGGCCCUGUGAUUGCCAUUAAAGUACUUGGCGUUGGGAAGUUAUGUGUAAAUCAAUUGGUUUCCAUGUACUUGAAUGAAAAUGAUGUUGAUCAUGCACUCAACUUUCUACUGGGACUAGAUUGGCAUUCUGAAGGGCCACUGUGUUUAACGAUCUUACAACAAAUUACAAAUUAUUUGUUUCGAUUGCCAUUUACUCCCGUAAGAGAAGUGCAACUACAAUCUGCAAUCGGUAGUUACUACCAACCUGUUAUACCGUUGAGUGAAGAUGCAAAACAUGAAUAUUUUGAACCUGUUCGAAAUAUUGCACGACGUUUUUUUCAUCAUUUAGUGAGAUAUGAGCUUUAUGAAAAAGCAUAUAGUUUAGCCAUUGAUUUGAAUGACAGAGAUUUAUUUAUGGAUCUAUAUUGGGCAACGAAAUCAGGGAUUGGCACUAGAGCUAUGGCAACCAUGGCGUUGGAGAAAGCAAAUCAAAUUGUGUCAUCCGAAUCAGACGAUUCACAUUCUAGUCAGUCGUCUGAUUGCGAUUGCACAGACUGUCAUUCAAAUUCCCCGUCAAGCUCAUUAAGACCACCUUUGCCAAAUGUGCCCCUCGCAACUUCUUCCCCAACAUUAUUCAUUCCGUCAAUUUCAAAUAACAGAUCCCCAAAUAAUGUUACAACUAUUAGUGUACCAUAUACAGGUUCUCAUAUUGACCACGUUCGUCCAAAAAAUAUAGAGCUACCAACAACUUCAUUGGACAGUGUACCACACUUAAAAUAUCCUUUUGAACAGCAAUUACUCACUCAAAAUACCCAUUUAGAAAACAAUAAUCAACAAAGUCAAAUUUCAACUAAACCACAACCUGAUAAAACUAUUAAAGUUGUCCAUUUUGGUAUUGUAUGAUCUUUUUUCAUCAAAAAAAUUUGUAUUUAUACAGUAAACAAAUGUAUUAUAAGUAAACUAUAAAGACUGCCUAAAUUUAUAUCAAUGUUUUAUGGAUUAACUUAAUAUUGGAUUUAUGUGUCAGCACAUACGUGUUUAUAAAGCAAAAUACAAUGCUGUUUUAAUUUUAAUAUAUUUAUGACUACAUAUAAGAAAUAAGUUACAUAAAUACUCAUUAAGGUGGUUGGGUAUUUAUUUUAUGAAAUAUAUAUAAUAUACCUUUAAACUUUUAUAUUAUUUUUCUUGCCAAUUGUACCAAAUU
Molecule: messenger RNA, 2755 nt
Organism: Rhopalosiphum maidis (corn leaf aphid)
Lineage: Eukaryota; Metazoa; Arthropoda; Insecta; Hemiptera; Aphididae
Gene: frtz
Product: WD repeat-containing and planar cell polarity effector protein fritz homolog
Exons: 12
Coding region: 286-2454 (722 amino acids)
Biological process (GO): nervous system development; cilium organization; establishment of protein localization
Cellular component (GO): axonemal basal plate
Source: RefSeq, a predicted model, not a curated record